This is a messenger RNA of Eriocheir sinensis (Chinese mitten crab), 1505 nucleotides long. Its product is annotated as gamma-sarcoglycan-like. Gene Ontology annotation, cellular component: sarcolemma; sarcoglycan complex. The record is from RefSeq and is a predicted model, not a curated record. NCBI's taxonomy places the organism in Eukaryota, Metazoa, Arthropoda, Malacostraca, Decapoda, Varunidae. The transcript is spliced from 9 exons. Gene Ontology annotation, biological process: heart contraction; cardiac muscle tissue development. Bases 54 to 1145 code for a protein of 363 amino acids.
AGAGAGAGUGAGAGAGUGAGAGAGUGAGAGAGAUAGAGAAAGUGAGAGUUAUCAUGUUCUCUGAUGAAGAUGACCACCCCUAUCACCUUGGAAGCAGGAUAGCAGGUGUUGUCCAGGGGUACAGGCCACAGGUGGACUGGGGGGGCGACGCAGGGUCCGCUACCAUAGUCCUCGGGGGCCAUAAUGUCAGGGUUGGCACCUCGGGAUGGCGUCGAAGGUGCCUCUACCUGUUGCUUCUGGCACUGUUGGCACUGUCCAUCGCUAACCUAUCCCUGACCAUGGUGGUUCUGCACACGACUUAUUUUAAUGUGGACGGUAUGGGUGACCUCCACAUUGUCGGAGGAGGACUGGACAUGGAAGGGUCAACUCGCUUCAUGGACAAGGUCCAUGCAGCGGAGAUAAAGAGUCGGAAAGGAAAACAUCUUCUAAUGGAGGGAUAUCACAACCUCUCCAUCCAGACCACCUCCACCCACCUCUCCGAUUCCUUCCUCCACUUGGGUGUAUCCCAGGUGACAGGGGGCAGCCCAGUGGUUGAGGUCAGGUCAAGCACUGGAGAGCAUCUGUUUGACUCCCAGCUCAACGGGUCAACUGUAGGGGCAAGAAGAUUGACUGUGACAGGUUCCCAAGGCGCGCUGUUUGAGGGGUCGGUGCAAACUCCUCUACUCUUCUCCAAGGGCGUUCAUGAGCUACGGUUGGAAAGCAUCACAAGGAGGUUAUCAGGACGAGGAGCUAAAGACGUGAAUUUAGAGGCGAGGGAUGGAGAUAUAUCCGUCAUCGCCUCGUCCCACCUAACCCUCGGAAGUCAAAAUGGAGUUCUCCGAUUCGACAACCCCAAGAUAUACCUGUCUACCUUACUGGUGGAGGGGAGUACUGGUGGUGGUGAUGGUGGUGGUGAUACUACUGCUACUACUACUACUACUACUACUACUACUACUGCUGCUACUACUGCUUCUCCUCAAGAGACACAAUUACCUCCACCAGGGAGAGAAGAACCCUCCACUACGCCUCUCCCUCCCUCCUCCUCCUCCUCCUCUUCCUCCUCCUCCUCCGUUGAAGUCUAUCAGGUGUGUGUGUGCCCCAACGGACGUCUGUUCAUGAUGGAGGCGCUGGCGGAGUGUGAGUUCGCUGACAACGUGUGCCGCUGAAGUCUCCCUUAAAACGGACUCAUAGAAAACGGGAAGAAACAACAAAGAAAAUGGGAGUAAGGUUGCCGCAGAGGAGGAAAGGGUAGGGGGGAGUUUUCUUUUUUUUUCUUUGUUUUUCUUCUUUUCUUUUUAUUAUUUUGUUUUCUUUUCUUUAUUUGUCUUUAUUUGUUCUUUUUUUGUUCUUGUUCUUUUUCUUUAUUUCUUUUUUCUUUCUCUCUUUCUCUCUUUCUAUCUUUCUUUCUCUCCUUCGUUCUUUCACCUUCUUCUUCUUCUUCUUCUUCUUCUUCUUCUUCUUCUUCUUCUUCUCAUUAUUAUUAUUAUUGUCAUUAUUAUUGUAUGAGAAAUGUUGAGAAUCUUUUA